Molecule: messenger RNA, 285 nt
Organism: Penicillium taxi
Lineage: Eukaryota; Fungi; Ascomycota; Eurotiomycetes; Eurotiales; Aspergillaceae
Exons: 1
Coding region: 1-285 (94 amino acids)
Source: RefSeq, a predicted model, not a curated record
AUGGGUCUCGAGAGUAUACAUCCUUGUACACGAGCCCCAGCUGACCCCAGUCUCUGGGACCGCUUGUGUAGCCACUUUUUCAUGAGGCCGCCUGAAGAUGAUGAGCCUCAGUCGUGGUGGAUUGCCUCGACGGCCAUUCCGCUAGUGGCUGCAGCCGCCGGUCCGCUGGCCAAUGUCAUGUCGAUCGUUGCACUAGUGAUGCCGUGGAGGAGCACGAUCAUCUCCAGAAUAGAUGGGAAAGCUGGAAAUUGGAUGCAGGAAGGCUAUCCUGAUCCCCAUUGGUGA